Messenger RNA from Nezara viridula (southern green stink bug), 1420 nucleotides. The record is from the annotation of a GenBank genome assembly. Lineage: Eukaryota; Metazoa; Arthropoda; Insecta; Hemiptera; Pentatomidae.
UUACAGAAAUGCAAAGAUAUGCCAGGUGUCCAAAGGUCCCAUUCCUUGAGGACUGACUACAGCCCUGUCACUCUCAGACCAAAAGUUUCUUUUAAUAAAGCUGUGCACAUUAAACGAAUAAGUAGAAAGGAAAGACUGCCGCAAGUUCCAGAAGACGAAGACAGUCCUGUUUACUCUGAGAAAAUUCCCAUGGCUGCGAAUGGUGUCAAAGGCUCUUCGAAAUUCUCUACUCUCCCCUCAAGAAGUGCCAGAAAUGGUGUAAAAAAAACUUCUCCUGGCUCUGAGGCUCCACCAGCAUCUGAACGUUUGUCUAGGAUGAUUCGUCAUGAUGUUAAACCAGAGGAACCACCUAAAGUGGAACGUCCAAAAAAGAAAACACUUGGAGAGCGAAUGAAAGGUAUAUUUGGGAAGAAGAAAUCAGAAGAAGAUGAACUUAAAGCUAGAUAUACUGAAUUCAAGGGACGAAACAGUUCAUCUGAUGCUACAGACAAUGAGGCUGAAAACUACUCAGGAAAAAGAAGGGGUAGCGCUCCAGAGACAAGAACUUCUUGGUUUAGAUCCCUUGAACGAUUGAAAAAGAAUGAGCUACCGCCUACAACUAGAGAUAUUCAUAGAAAAGAAAGAUACUUUGGUGAGUCUGACAGAGAGACUGCAAGUCGUAGGAGACAUAAUGAAUCUAGUGCUGAAAGUGCAACUGAAGUCGAUGGAAUGGGACCUAGGACACCUUCUUUAGUCUAUCUUCAUACAGCAGCUGUUGGUGAUAUCCCUCAUCGAAGAUCUGAGACUCCUACAAAAAGGUUAUCAAGGUCAGUAUCAGUGCUUGCUCCAUGGGCUCCAAGAAUGAGGCCUCCUAGAGCAACAAGAUCCAGAGCAACUCAAACAGACUUUUCGCAAACCCAUGAAGAGAAGCGGCCAUCAUCCAAGACCAGGGUUAUAGAAGUAGAAAGAGAGCCCUCUACAGUUAGACAGACUUCAAGAAGCUUGCCAAAGCUUGUUUUUACUGGGCCAAGUAUUGAUGAAACAGCUGGUAGAUCUGCUACCUCAACGAUCCAGAGGUCUACUGUACAUUUACGGAGCAGAAAGUAGAUCAGCGCAGUCUCUUCUAACUGCUUCAUAGAUAAAAUAAUAGAACAUUACUCAUAUGAAAAUAAUGGAAAGCUAUAAAUUCAUUGAGAGUGACAAACUUGGAGGCUAUCUUUAAUGAAAAUUUCAUAUCCUCCUACUUUUUUUAAUUUACUAACUGACUUCAAAUUAUAUAUUUUUACAUUGUGAAAUAUAUUUAUAAAAAAUAAAAACUUAAUUAGCAGGAAAGAUUUUUCUAACAUGAGAAUGGACUAAUUAAAUAACUAAAAAUAUGUAUAUAUGUAUUUAAUAACUUAUUGUUGAAUAUAAUGUGAUUUUUUAAUAAAUUAUAAUUUUG